Molecule: messenger RNA, 2443 nt
Organism: Pantherophis guttatus
Lineage: Eukaryota; Metazoa; Chordata; Lepidosauria; Squamata; Colubridae
Gene: SUCNR1
Product: succinate receptor 1
Biological process (GO): G protein-coupled receptor signaling pathway
Cellular component (GO): plasma membrane
Molecular function (GO): G protein-coupled receptor activity
Source: RefSeq, a predicted model, not a curated record
AAUGAGUUUUGCAACACUUUUGCUACAGUGGCUCUGCCUACCUAGCUCAGUCCAAUAAGCUUCCAGUAACAACUGAAUCAUUAACCACUUUCAAUACAGUAUGCAAAUCAGGCAGAGAGUCUUCUCUUGGGCUGUUUUCAUUAUAUCGUGGCUCAUCCCUCAGAACAUGGUCAAGACGUAUCUUGCAAGGACAAUACCCAUUCUACAGAAUGGACACAAAUGACACCAGAGAAUGCAUGAAGCUACCUGACCAUCUGGAAAAAUAUUACCUUACCACUAUGUACUCUCUUGAAUUCAUCUUUGGUUUCACUGGAAAUGUUGUUGUUGGUUUGGGUUCACUUUUCUACUGGAAGAUCUGGAAAAGUAGCAACAUCUACCUGAUCAACUUAAUCCUGUCAGAUUUAUCUUUCCUUUGCACUCUGCCAUGGCUAGUGUCAAGUUAUUCCAAAAGAACAGAUGACAACGUGUGGUGCCAAUUUAACAGAAUUAUCCUGUUCUUUAAUUUGUACACAAGCAUCCUCUUCCUGACAUUUAUAAGUAUUGACAGGUAUCUGCUCAUAAAGUAUCCCUUCAGAAAUCACUUUCUGCAGAAGAGAGCAACGGCUAUUGUUUUCUCAGUAGCCAUAUGGAUCUGGAUUAUGUUGGAACUGUCUCCUAUAUUCCAUUUCAUCACCUCUGAUAAUAACAGCAACAUUAGUCAAUGUUUAGAUUAUGCAAGUUCAGGAGAUCCACUCCCCAGCCUAAUCUACAGCCUGAUCUUGACAAUCACUGGGUAUAUAAUCCCAUUGUGCAUCAUGUGGGUUUUCUACAUAAAGACUCGUGCUCUCCUUAUAAGCCACAGUUUGCAGUUCACCACCGCUCUGCCCCUUGAGAAGCCUCUCAUGCUAAUCAUUAUGGCAGUGAGUAUCUUCUCACUUCUCUUUGCUCCCUAUCAUAUCAUGCGCAAUAUUAGAAUUGCCUCCCGACUAUCAUUCUGGAAGCCUUCCGAAUGCACAAAGAACCUGAUUAAAGCUUUUUACACGAUAACAAGGCCUAUUGCCUUCUUGAACAGUGUAACUAAUCCCAUCUUUUAUUUCUUAAUGGGAGAUCACUUCAGGGAGACGCUCUUGAUCAAUGUAAGGUAUUCCUUAAAAAGAGUUCUACCUUGCUAUAAAUGAAGUUUCAAUGAAGCCUUUGGACAGAUAUGGAAAUUGCUAGUUUAUGGGAUACAAGAUACUAUUUUUACUAUGAAUUUGGCAAUUGUCCAUGAACUCAAGUGGAUUCUAAAUGUGGACAUCAAAUCCUGUUGUUUUCUUCAAGUAUUUCAUCCAAGAUCUUGUUAGGUGGAUAAAAGGCCAGAUAGUAUUUGAAGCUUAAAGUGACUUUCAUCAGUUUUGUGUGGAGAAUCAGCAACUUCCUUUUUCAGAAAGACAUACACUUGAAAUGGUGUUCUUUACUAGCUGAAUUCCAUUCAAGCUGGAUUACUGGGGUAUGUUGUAUUGAUGUGAACUGCCUCUGAAAAGAAAGUAAAACUCAUGCCUAAUAUAACUGCCAGAGUUAAAUCCUUACCCAAGGAGAUUGGGUAAGUGGGAGAUUGCUGAUUGCUAAAGAGAGGUUUGUUUGGUAAAAAACAGGAUACUCAUUUCAAGUUUAAAUUAUAAAUUUAAAUUAUAUUUAAAUUUAAAUUAUAAAUGCAAGAGUAUUAGACUAUGGGAAACUAUGGGAGACGUUCUUCAAAUUUCUUUGAAAUAAGAGAAUUAAAGCAGAUUAUCUUUCAUCCAAUUGAAUUUUAAACAGUGACAGAAAAAAAAAUCAGGAGGUUGUCCCUACUGUGCACUAAUUUAGCCUUUAAAACUCUAAUAAAUUAGAACCAGUUAUCUAAAUAACUCUCAAUCAGCUGACCUCCUGAGUAUUUUUUUGAGGAUUAGACAAGCAAUUAACUAAAAAGAAGGAUGUUUCUGUGAUGCACAGAAUUCAGUGACACUUUACAGCAGAGGUCUUCAGACUUGGCAGCUUUAAGACUUGUGGAUUUCAAAUCCCAGCUAUGCUGGCUGGAGAAUUCUGGGAGUUGAAGUCCACAAGUCUUAAAGCUGCCAUGUUUGAAGACCUCUUUUUUUACGGGCAUGUUCCAGAAGUGCCAUUACUGUAAUUUUUUUAUGUUAAGCAAAUCACUUUUUCAUAAUUUUAAUAGAUUUGGGGUUCUUGCUACCACUUUUUGUUUGUUUGUAUUUUUUUUUAUAUGAGCUUGCUUUAUACAUAUCAGAUGCCAGUGUUUGUUACUUUACCCUGAGGCCUGAGCCUAUAACUUUUCAUUGAUUGCAUAGAAGAGCACUCUAAAUGUGAAAAUAUGCUAUUUUAUUUAUAACUUUGUAUAUUUGUAUUUGUACACUUGUUUUUUUUAUUUAUUUUUUUAAAAUAAAUCUUGUUGAAAAUGAGAUUUCUUCAGUUCAGUGAUAUGCCAUUU